This is a messenger RNA of Doryrhamphus excisus (bluestripe pipefish), 1782 nucleotides long. It is a transcript of the gene lmbr1l, whose product is annotated as limb development membrane protein 1-like. The record is from RefSeq and is a predicted model, not a curated record. Gene Ontology annotation, biological process: signal transduction; receptor-mediated endocytosis. Gene Ontology annotation, cellular component: plasma membrane. NCBI's taxonomy places the organism in Eukaryota, Metazoa, Chordata, Actinopteri, Syngnathiformes, Syngnathidae. Gene Ontology annotation, molecular function: transmembrane signaling receptor activity.
CUGAGAGUAGCAUCCAUGCUAACUCAGGCACUGCUUCUGCCGGCGGACAUCCACGGCAUUCGUGGCGUGAUGCUCUGUCUUUUAAUAUUUUGACCACUUUAAAAGCGGACAUUAUUGUUAUGGUGUCGGAGGAUGGAAACGGACGACGUGUCGGUGAGGGAGCAACUUUUCCACAACCGUGUCCGGGAGACUAUAAUCUGCGUACUUCUGUUUACAUGCCUCUACAUUGUUUGCUACCUCAUACUUGCCCGCUUCAAGAAGACUGCAGAGUUUGUCACAGAUGAUAUCGAGGAUGCUACCGUCAACAAAAUUGCGCUGUGGUUGUGCACGUUCACGCUGUCGGUGGCGGUGUGCGCCGUGCUGCUUCUCCCCAUCUCGAUCCUGUCCAACGAGGUGCUGCUCACGUUCCCUCAGAGCUACUACAUGCAAUGGCUGAAUGGAUCGCUUAUCCGUGGAUUGUGGAACCUAGUGUUCCUUUUCUCCAAUUUGUCCCUGGUUUUCCUGAUGCCCUUCGCCUACUUCUUCACGGAGUCUGAGGGGUUCGUGGGGUCCAAAAAGGGGGUCAUGGCACGAGUAUACGAAGCAGUUGUCCUGCUGCUGCUGCUCGCUCUCCUCGUGCUGGGCAUCGUGUGGGUGGCGUCAGCGCUUCUCCACAACAACGUGGCCAGGAAGAGCCUCUACGACCUUUGGGAGUACUACCUUCCCUACUUGUACUCGGGCAUCUCUCUUUUUGGAGUGCUGCUGCUACUGCUGUGUACUCCUUUUGGGCUGUCGCGAAUGUUCAGCGUGACGGGCAGCCUCUUGGUCAAACCCCGGCUGUUUGAAGAUGUGGACGACGCUCUCAGCUGCGCCACAUUUGAGGACGACUCGCUGUCCAGGAAACUGAAAUGUGGCGCUUCCCAUUUGUCCUGGGUCAAACUGAACAUGGAGGCCAUGAGGAAAGAUCACCAAGCAGUCCGGACACGGCGUAUCGCCUUGGAGACACGACGGAAAGCGUCACCAUGGCAGAGAAACCUGGGCUAUCCGUUGGCCAUGCUGAUGCUCCUCAUCCUCACAGCGAUCUGUGUGCUGAUGGUCUGUUUCAAUGUGUUGGAGUUGCUCCUCGACGACGCCGCGAUGCCCAGACGAAUGGAGGACCCUCACCUCGGGAUGGCCUCCUUCUCCAUGUUUGGUUCCCUGGGGGCAGCAGUUCAAGUCGUCCUCAUUCUCUAUCUCAUGGUGUCAUCCGUGGUCGGGUUCUACAGCUCUCCGCUCUUCACGGGUCUGGUGCCUCGCGCGCAGGACACCAACCUCACACAGAUGAUCGCCAACUGCGUGUCCCUCCUCAUCCUGAGCUCCGCCCUUCCAGUGUUUUCACGUACGCUCGGGAUCACACGCUUUGACCUGUUGGGGGACUUUGGACGGUAUAACUGGCUGGAGAACUUCUACGUUGUCUUCCUGUACAACAUGAUGUUUGCUGGCCUCACCUCGGCAUCCCUGAUCAAGACGCUCACAUGGGCGGUCCAGAGAGAACUCAUCCGUGCUUUUGGUCUCCACAGACUUCCUUUAACCGUGUCUCGAUCCACUGUCCCGUUCAGACUCCUCCUGGUUGAAUUGGAGGCGUGUGCUGGCGCAGUGGGAGCGCGGAGAGGAAGGGAGGGCAAUCUGCUGCAGACUCUAAUAAGACCCAAUGGCUGGUCAAGGCGGCCAGGAGGACUUCAAGUGGACAAAGGACGCCGGAGAAGAAGAAGAGGAGGAGGAAAACAGGAGUCGAGACGAGACAGGAGGAGGUUAGUAUGACUG